Molecule: messenger RNA, 210 nt
Organism: Dracunculus medinensis (Guinea worm)
Lineage: Eukaryota; Metazoa; Nematoda; Chromadorea; Rhabditida; Dracunculidae
Source: the annotation of a GenBank genome assembly
AUGCCAAUAUCAAAUGCAAUGGAUGUGGACAAUACUUCGAAAAAGUGGGGACAACUUGGUUCACCGGUAAAAAUUAUGCAAUGUUUUAGCACAACCGGUGGAGUUGCUCGGCCCCUACCAGAUGCUAAUGAAUGUGGCGAUGCUAUACCUGAAUGUGAAAAGGUCUUCGGACUACCUCCAACUAUUAAACUCAGUAAUAAAAAUAUGUAA